GCGAGUUUGCACUUUGUGAACGCUCUCCUGCUCAGAUCUUGUCUCACUCUAUCCCAACCUUAUCGCCUCGCUCCUCAGCUGGACGCAUUUCUCCUGCUAGCACCAUGGAAUCCAAGAUCAAGGAGAUGACUGAACAGCUCUCCAAGCUCGAGGGGCUGGCAGGCGGGAACGACGGUCACACUCUGCUUCAGCAGCACCAGAAGGAGAUGCUCGCCAAGCUCCGGGAGAUUCGCGCGGCCAUGGCGACGGAGACGGGAGAGUUGGACUCGGUAAAGGAGGCCAACGCGGAGGUGGCGAAGUUGCGGGAAGUCAUCAAGAGGAGAGACUACCGCAUAUUGCACCUCACGAGGGCCUUGGAAUCGGGGGCGUCUUCUUCUGCUGACCCUGGGUCGGCGUGAUAGUUGACUCGAUGCUCCUGCUGUAUUGUCAGCGAGCACCACGUUUGUCUUGUCGCCCGCCGUGAUGACGGAGUGGGUUUGGAACGGUUGCGUCACUAGCGAACCACGACCGCGUAUCUGUCGUUGGACAAGUCACCAAGGGAAUAGGCUAAACGAGCAUCAUCCCACGAGGGUCAUGUACAGAGCUUUUUCUUCUUCGUUUUGGGUGCGUCGCGUGCUGUUGCCGUUGCUGCUGCGGCUGCUUUCACUGCCGUGUCCAGACGGCAGGGGGAAGCGCGGUGUUAUCAACAUGUCAUGUCUGGUUGCACUGACUACCGGCAAGGGUUGUUUGCUUGCCGUACAUUUGUACUUCGUAAGUUGAGAGUAUCGUCGAGAGAAAGUACUGCGUCUGACGCUACCGGCUGCUAGAUCUACAAUUUUGUCAUGCACUCAACAACCCAUCUGGGGUGCUCGUGGGCAGCAUGAAACCACGUUCUUUUCCCGUUGUCAUCUGUUUCUGUCCUGGAUGCAUGCGUCUGGUGUAUGCAUACCUAACGCCUGCGUGUUGCUCUCGUAUUGCGUGCACAGCCGUUGCUGUGCAAAGAUGCGCGUGUUUGUUUGUCGCUUCCGUGAUCAUGCUUGCCAUAACCCAGAAGUUGAACCCAGAAGUUGUAGUCCCGCUAAGAAAUUCAUGGCACAACCCAGAAGUUGCAGUCCCGCUAAGAAUCUCAUGGCACAAUAGUGGAGGAGAACAAAGUGGACCUUACGUAUGUUAGCUUUGACGGACGGAAGUACAGAUUCAGCAUACCACAUGGGAGCAGUCGGCGGCGACAUUGCUUUCUUUCGGAGCAACGCUGCGGGUAGCAACGCAGGACGUGUUGGCUUGGUUUUCGGCGGUUUGAUUUAAAGAUGGGGAGGAGACACCUUACUGCUGGUGUUGCGUUUAUUGUCGACUUUUGUGUUGUGUGUUAGGGAGGGGAGAUGUUGGUGUCUUGUGGUUAUGCUGUUGCUGCUGUUUGGAACGAUGCGCGAGGAACCAACAAUAAACUCAUUGGUGUACACCACACCUUCGUGACAGGCAAGUGUCUUCCGACAGCUUGGCGCCAGCGCCUUCCAACUCUUGCGAACGACGGCCCGAAGGGUUCACAAUUUGUUCGCCGACGACUGGGAUGUCGGCAAGGUUUAUAAGCUGCUGUGGCAAACGUCCGUGUUCGUGCUCCCAAUGAUUUCGAGAGGUCGUUUGGUAGACGUGUCUCAGGCACUCUUGCCUCCAGUCUCCCGUGUGGUACACAAUCAAGGCCUCCGCGGGCCCAAACGGUGUCUGACGUAUCAUGAGUGUGCAGUGCGUUCCUCUUUUUCGACUUUGGGGGAUGCAUGAGCCCAACGCCCCUCGUCUCGUACAAUCCCCCUUUUUCCCAGCUCCUCGGCUUGAUGUUCUCCGCCUCUCUUGUGAUGCGACAACUACCGGAAAAUACUGAUUGGUAUAAAAAUAAUAUUUUAGUUUGAAACUCAUCACCGUCACCAUGCGUCAGACGAACGUGUGUCAUCCAAAACAUCGUGUGAAGAUACUAACCAUCAUGGCCCAUACAGACAGAUUUGUCUACCCCGACAGACAGUGGGUGGUUCAACCCCCCAACAUAGAGUACACCACCACCACCACUCACUCCACUUCGCACACCGAUUCGAUUCUUGGUGAUUAAAUAUCGACCAAGAGUACGCACACUUCUCUCACCGAAAUCCGAUCCUUGGUGACAGAAGAAUAAACCAACUGAAUGACGUCUCGCGUGCACGCAAACACCAAGUGAAACCUCUUGCAGACCACUACCUGCCGAAGGUACGCACUACAAUACCUGCUACUAUACGUCACACUUUCUGUACGCAUAUGACCCCCUCUAGACAACAACCCGCGCUUCUCCGCUCCACGCGAUGAGUUUGUGAUCCCGCCGCUUCCCAUACGAAAAAGUAUACAACAAAUAUUGCGGCUGAAGCACUUUAUCCUACCCAUCCAUUGGUAUGUCCGAGUUUUACAGGCAUGGCCCCCCAACAUAUGCAUGCGUAUGUAUAUGCACCUUCCUAGCAAUAUCG
Messenger RNA from Ectocarpus sp. CCAP 1310/34, 2462 nucleotides. The record is from the annotation of a GenBank genome assembly. NCBI's taxonomy places the organism in Eukaryota, Phaeophyceae, Ectocarpales, Ectocarpaceae.